GUAAAUCACGUGAUAUUUAUUGCUUAAAAGAGAUGACUGAACUGUGAGACAACACAGCUUUUUGAUCACACGGAACAACAGUCACAAAUACAAUGAUCAACGGAUUGUUGCCGAGGGUCAAGAUCAUAAAAUAUCGGACCGCUAGUGGACUUGAUGUGCCUUUCGGGCUCCAUGAUACUUUUGUGGUAUCAACGAAAACCGUUUACUGCAUCUUGACAUCCUGAGUCAAGGGGCAGCUACAUAACUUGCCGAUCAGUACUUUGAUCCCGCAGGUUACCUGUACUUACAGCGAGUUCCCAGUUCUCCUGUUUCCUAAUAACGGACCAACAUGGGUAGAUACUCCGGGAAAACAUGCCGCCUCAUCUUCAUGCUUGUCAUUACCUCCGUUUUCAUGGUUGCCGAGCUCAUUUCGGGCUACGUGGGCAACUCCAUCGCUUUGGUAUCAGACUCCUUCAACAUGCUGUCGGACACGAUUUCACUGUGCGUUGGCAUCACGGCGAACGUUGUCUCUCGGCGGCAGGUUAACGGGCCCCAUGUCACUUACGGUUACCGGCGGGCUGAGGUGGUGGGCGCCCUCUCGAACGCUGUCUUCCUCACUGCCCUAUGCUUCACAAUUUUUGUGGAAGCUGUGAAACGGCUAAUCGACCCUCAGAAGAUUUCGGACCCUGAGCUUAUUCUCAUUGUGGGAGGGCUGGGACUGCUUAUUAAUAUCAUCGGUCUUCUUAUCUUCCAAGAUUACAGCUGCUGCACAAAGUCCCACCUGGAGGAGCCGGUGGAGGGAAAAGACGGCGAAGCAGGUGACACCUUGACAGCUGACCCUGAUGACGUGCUAGCGAAAAAGAAACCUGCAAAAAACAGUCAAGCUCUGAAUAUAAGAGGUGUACUGUUGCAUGUGCUCGGGGAUGCCCUGGGCUCAGUGGUGGUAGUUGUGGCUGCCACUAUUUUCUACAUAUUACCAGGAGAAGGUGACUGCGACUGGAGGUGCUAUGUAGAUCCUGGUCUGACAAUCAUUAUGGUAAUAAUUAUUCUGUCUUCUGCAUUCCCACUGAUCAAAGAGACAGCAAGAAUCCUGCUUCAGAUGGUUCCAGGAGGGGUUCAAGUAGAGAAGCUAGGUGAAAAGCUGACUGGAAUUUCUGGAGUGAAUAGCAUCCAUGACUUGCAUAUCUGGCAACUGUCAGAAGGAAGAAAUAUUGCAACCCUUCAUGUAAAGUGUCAAGAUUCCUCUGUGUUUGAACUGGCUUCUGAUGAGAUCCGCACAGUUUUCCACAGUAUUGGCAUACAUGCAGUGACUAUACAGCCUGAGUUUGUUAAAGACAAAGACAAUGUGUUGUCCUGCAACUCCCCCUGCAUUUCAGAAGAAUGCAAACCACAUUUGUGUUGCAACCAACAACACGGUCCUGUGGCUGAGUCAAACGGUUAUGAUUCUAGCCUUUCACCUACAGGAAUUGUAAUCGCUGGUCAUACUACAGGGAAAAUGGAGAUAGCUAAGAAUGCAGAUGAAUGUAAUGGAAAGGUAAAUUUGUAUGAGGAUGUCAAGGCUGAUGAAAAGGGCUAUGAAUCUGACCAUACUAAACAUGAAUUAUUCCGUACACUGAGCACCCACCUGUAACUGACUGCCUGAAUUUGGGACCAAAUGCACUGCCUUGAUUUGAACUGUGAAACAUAAAUAAGGACUACUGGUUAGACCUGAAAAUAUAAUUAAGUACUAGAUCUACAGAAUGUUUAUGUGUACAUUAUUUGUAAAUCAUGCCUUUGCUUUGAUCCCUGCAGUGCAGAAAAUAUUUCACUUGUAAACCUACUUUGAAUGUAGGGCUGAAGCGACUUGAACUUUGUGUAUUCUGUCAGUGAUCGUAGAUGGGCUAGAAAAGAUGCCUUAGCACUUUUGGGGUGUUUUACUUUUACUUGACCUGAGUUUCAUCCUUACAGACACAUUGUUUGCUGUGACUUGUUACUUUCCAAUACCUUGAAAAGCUAAAUGACAGUUAUAUAUUUUGCAUUAGUUAUCUGUGUUGCAUUAGUUAAGAUUUAAAUGAACACCAUUGCUCUAAUCUCUUUUACAGUAGCUGAAAUUUACAUGAAAGUCAAUACCUCUGGAAUUUUUCUUCCCAGCAGAGCCUAAAUGCAGAUCAGAAAUAGUGGAGUGAAUACAGUAAUCAGAGUCCCUAGCAUGUAUUAUCCGAAUAUGAUUCCAGAUCUUGGUGUGAUGCAGUAGUCAUUCAGUUGUUUGACUGCAGGCAUAGCCCUGCACAAAUAAGGAAACACUGUAUUUUUAGUAGAAUGUGUAGAACAUUACCCACUUAAUGUCACAUGCAUAGUGCAUGACAAAAUUAAUUGGUUUCUUGCUUUUAUGCACAAGUGAAAAGUACACAUGUAAACAAGCAUACUUGAUAUUUUUUCCUACAUAUUCAAAGAACAUAUGCAAAAAUGAAAGAAAAAGAAGUUAGUGCAUCUUCUGGGAUUUGAAUCAGCACAACUGAAAAUAUUCUGAUUACACAACCUGAAUUUGUCGACAUUUGCUAUUCUUUUUAGUUUCACUUUUUUUAUAUAUAAUUCCAAGACUCUCUAUUAUAGAUCUUAGAAUUACAACAGGGAUCCUUAAUGUCUAUUUGUGGGACUACAGUGCAUGUUUAAAAGUCAACAACUUUAUGAUAAAAAAUUAGCCUUACAAAAGGGGGGUUGACAUUAUACAUGAGUAAUAUGGUAUCCUGUUUUUUCUGCAAUGUGACAAUCAUAAUUAAAACAUAAAAUAUUAAGUGAAAACCAAAUUCAAAACAAACAAGGCUCUUUGUGAUCAUGCUCAUCUCACUGGUAUUGAUCUCCUUUGAAAAUUGUUUUCCAUAGGGUGUCACUGCCAAUUAACAUUUAUGAACUACACCAGCAGUGGUUGCAGUGCCCUGUGGUCUUUUCUCCUUUCCCAGAUUUUGUGGAAUUGUUGAGGAGUUUCAAAAACAAAUUAAAAAUGUUUGUGGGGUUGAGUUCUUUAUGAGUUAUGCUGACCAUCAAGAACUCAAAGUGUUCAAGCGUGCCUUAACAAUUCUUCAGUGGAAUUGCAUGCACUUUUAAAAAAAUGGCCAUGAAUCAUUUUUCUUACUGUGUUUAAAUGGUAUUUUUUCAUGCAAUUGCUUAUUCUACACAACGAAGUGAAAAGUGAGUAAGGCAUGACAGUCAUUAAAAUAUAAAUGUUUUUUUCUCUUGAAACUUUAUGCUUUAAUGACUGUCGUGCUGCUAAACAAUUGCAGUGUACACUAAUUGCUUGAAGCAGUAGAGGUCAGACAUAGUGCUGCACAGGUGGCAGUCCUUGACUCCAUCUUUUGAAGUAAAUAAACUAACGUGAAGUGUCAGCAAAGAAUGGCAAUCAUUAAUACAGAAGUAUUAAGUGAAAAAAAUAUUUUCUAAUGACUGUUAAUGCCGUACUGAAUCUUCAUAUAAUUGUAUGCAGUUAACAACUACAUGAAGCAUUAGUGUUUAAAACACAGUGAUCUCUUACCCAUUUGUUGAACUGCAUGCAAUUAACUGAAGUGCCAAUAAGGUGCAAUAGUCACUAAAACAUGAAGUACUAAGGGAAAAAAAUGGUUUUGCACAUUUUAUAGCCCACCCCACCGUCUGCUGACCAUUUGAAUUAUUCAUUAAUCUUCAAUCCCUGGCAUGAGGCCUGACUAGGAACAGUCAUCAUUACAACAGCUAUUGGGGUGGUUUGUAUUUUUUCCUUUUUUUCCCUGGCUUAGCUGCAUGCUCUGGGCUAAGCAGUGGGGAGGGACAUGCAAUGGCCUGUCUGUGGAGGACAUCCUGUCAUUCCACAAGGGAAGCUCCCCCCAUGUGGACCUGCCCCUCCUCUACAGUUACAAGGUGUGGUCUUAUCAGUUUCCACAAGGGAGAUUGCACCACUCAGUCUGCUCCCAAGUGUUUGCAAACCCCUCCCUCAACAGAGAAAGGCGAGCAAGCCACAUCCAUCCAUUCUUUUCACUUCUUACUACUAAGGAAAAAAGAUAUUUUUAUGUUUUAAUGCCUUACUGCUAAUCCUUUCACCAACACAGCCCAAAGAUUUAUAUAUAGCCAAUGAAUUUUAAUGGGUUUUUGGUCUCCCACUUGCACUUCAAUUUAUCUAUAAGAUUUACUUAAACACAAUUAUGUAUGUCAAUCCUCUUGACGGCUUUUGUUAUUCCUUAGCUUUGCCCAGUGUGUGCAGGUAAGACACGAGAGAAAAGGGGAAAAAAACAAACUUAGAUACCUCAGUCUUAGUAAUUACAGUGAACAUUUCUUACUACUUCAUGUAGUCGUUUCUAACCUAGCUGUGUACCACAACCUGCUUUCUUGGCCUUUUACUUUCUAACUUCCAAGACGGGUUCACUAGAGAGCAGAAAUGUGAGUCUUUUUUCAGAGUUGAGGUAUGAUAUGUUACAGUAUAUAUAUAUACCAUUGUUACAGGAUACUUUAGUGUUGUGUUGUAAGAAAUUAGCAUAAAUUCACAAGAGACAUCCAAAAGCAUGGUAUUUCUUUAGCCAUGCAGCUAUGUUUGUUAUGGUUCCUGUGUACAUGUCAUGGUUUAUAUAGUGGCAGAAGUUUGACUCCUCACAUCCUAUGAACCAUUCUGUAGCAUUUAUCCCCAGUGGGAGAAUUUAAGCAGGAGUGAUGAUUGUCAGUUCUGAUGGGAUCAGAUGACAUCAGAAUGGGUAAAUGGUAACAUUCAAUGUUUUUUUUUUCAUACUUGACACUGCAAGAGAUCAGCUUUUGACAUUUAUUUUCAGUAAAACUAGAUAUGACUGAUAAAGUUGCAUUUGUUUAGCAUGCAACACUGAAACACACAUAAAGGCAAACAUCACUGUAUCUUCUUUGUAGAAUAAGCAGAUUAUUUUGAUUCUUUUUUUUUUGUUUAAACAAAAGUAUUUAUGAAAAGAGGCAUUAACUAAAUUUUGGAGUAUUAAUUAAUCCACUACAGAACCCUGUAUCUUGUAGAUUAUCAUCUCUUCACUGACAUCUAGUGGUAAAUGUUUGUAUAGCACAUCUUUCACUAAAUGGAUUAAGUAUGUUUCCUUUCAGAGCUAUUGCUGGAAGUACAGUUCAUAGUUCCAGCAAUCGUAGGACUAUUGUUGUACCUGUUAUUAUUCCACAGGAAUCUUAGAGUUGUGUCUGAUCAUUACAGUCUAAAAGAUGUAGAAUAUUAACAGGUAUAUUCCUGUUAUAAAUAAGAACUCUGCAUUCUGUGCUCCAGACAUGUUGCUGAAAAAGUGUAAUGUUGCACUUGGUGUUGGCUUACUAGUGAACAUGCUCCAACAAAAAACGAGUAGUAACCCAUUGGUUACUAGUGAACAUGAGAUAUGCAUAUUUUAAGUAUGUUUCUUCUCCAUCUAGUUAACUUAUGCUUUGGACACACACAUGCACGCACGCACACACACACACACACACACACACACACACACACACACACACACACACACACACACACACACACACACACACUAUGUUAUUAAAAAGUGAAAAAGGUGAAAGUGUGUAGUGCAUACCAAGUAACAUACAUUGGAUGUUCUCUAAUUUGCAGUGUGAUGUUCUUAGUUUAUUAUUUUCCCAUUACCUAUCUCCUGCUGAUCAGUCAGAAGUAGAACAAAGUUUAGGGACAGGUAACAAGUGAGAUUUCUUCAUUAAUGUUACCAAUAUGGUGCUGCAGCUUUUUCCUCUAGUUUGCGAAAUGCAUACAUUUGCUAAUGGAUAUUUAUUUUCUGUCUGCACUCUGAAGGUAUCAUGGUGGUAAAUUAAACUGCCAGUAUGUGUUAAGUAGCAAGUGCAUAGGACAACUGCUAACAGAAAUAGGCAAGCAGAGUUUUUUAGUUGUACUUGGGGGAAGGAUAGAUAUAGGUGGAAUUAUCUGAGCAGAGGUGUAGACAGCAGUGGAAAAGUAUGCACUAGUAAAUCCACGAUAACAGCUGUAUACAGAGCUUAAAGCCAUGCAGAAGAAUUCUGCGUUAACUGUACUCAGGGUCAAACCUUUGCCUUAGAGGUUAGCACUUUCCAUAGGAAACCCACAAAAGGUGUACUGAAUAUGGAGCACUUUAUUUUCUUAAAUAACAAUAUAUUUUUUAAUGGUGUGGACCUCAUUCUUUUUGGGAUAGGGAAUGUUUCUGUCAAUUUUUGUUCACAUGCUAGAUUAUUCAUGCUUAACAUUAUAAAGAGCAUCAGUAAAUCCAUUUGGAGAUUAGGAAAUUUUACUGUGAAAUUAUAACAUUUGGCUAAAUUUGUAGCAGUUUAGAUGUGCUGGGAAGGUAUGAUGUGGGAUGUUGCUUUAUAUUUCUGUUUGUUGCAUCAGCUUGGUAGGGCUGUAAAUGUACAUUUUAGUAGACCCACUUUCCAUCACACCUGUACUGCUUAUUAUAUAUGUGGAUCUGAUCAGAGAAAUAUAAUCAUUAAAGUUGUUCUUUGUUUCAUUUACUUGAUAUUUACUGUUCUGUUAAACUGCUUGCAGUGUUUGCAGUGCACUUUAUGUGAAUACCACACAAGCUGUGUAGUCUGGUAGCUCAGUUUUAAAAUGAUAAUUACUGUUUUACACAAAACAGCCCAGAUACAGUACAGCAUUUCUUGGCUGUUAAAUCUUCUCAUUCUAGGUGUGAACACUGCUGAAAUAAGUUGAAUAAUGUCCGAGUUGCAUGUAUCUAUCAGAUUGCCAUGCACGCUGUGUGUGACAUUGUAGCAUUUGUCAGGUAUUGUCAUUUUAGCCAGUUGUUGAAGUGUACAUGUUUAUGACCAGAAACUGAUGUAGGGCUACAGUAUAACCAUUUUUUAUGAUAAUUACUAUAUUCCUUUCUUGUCACUUUAUCCAUUUCCAUGUUCACCCCACCGCUGUCGAAUCUCUCAUGUUAGUCUUACCUUGCUUUAAUCUAGGCUGCUUUCCUUUCCUAUAUUCUGUCAAUGAACUUGUUCCUUGUUCCCCUGUGGUUGGAAGUUACAAAUCAGUGCAAUAUGGGACAGGAAGUCAGAACUGUCGCCUGUUGUAUACUUCAGUAACGUAUGACAAAUGCUAUGCAAUCUUCACUCCUUCUCCUGCUACAUCAGCCAUCAAGGAAUGCGACAUUAUUAAUCGUUUUUACUUUCAGUACUUUUGUAAUACACAAAGUGUGAACUUACAGGAGGGCAUUACAUUUGUUUUCUGUGAGCAGUAGCAGUGGAAAAGUCUUUGGUAACUAAAGGUUACCUGCUGUAGCAAACAUUCAGAAACCCAAAGCUGUACUGUUUUUUCUGCAGCUCUGAUUACAUUGUUAUGUUUUAUUAGAAAUAGCAUAGGUAAAUUCUGCUAAGCAGACUGCAUUAACAGAAAUUAUAAUGAUAUCAAAUGCACUUAAAAUACCAUGAAGACAGUAUAUAAUGUUAGAUGAUCAUUAAAUAUUUAUGUUGAAUAGUGUUAGACACUUUAUUGCCAUAAUUUCAUUUUCAUAGCUGUAUAACAUUUCCUUCACAGCCUAAGCUGAAAUGCCAAACUUAAGGUGACAGAUGGACCAAGGUGCAUGGAACUGCCUCUGUAAUUUACCCAAUUAAUGUGCUCAUGCUCUGGAUACCUGAAUCCAUUAAACAAUGCUUAACACCCAAAGUGGUAUCAGGGCUUGAUGAUUCAGAACAGUUCAAUGUAUCUUUCCUGGUCAAAGUUUUAAUAUAAUUAAAAGCUAUCAAAUCAG
Molecule: messenger RNA, 7658 nt
Organism: Protopterus annectens (West African lungfish)
Lineage: Eukaryota; Metazoa; Chordata; Ceratodontiformes; Protopteridae
Gene: SLC30A10
Product: solute carrier family 30 member 10
Exons: 4
Coding region: 329-1609 (426 amino acids)
Biological process (GO): zinc ion transmembrane transport; manganese ion transport; detoxification of zinc ion
Cellular component (GO): membrane
Molecular function (GO): zinc ion transmembrane transporter activity
Source: RefSeq, a predicted model, not a curated record